AUGCCUGGUUAUACUAAAUUUAUGAAGGAUAUGGUUACAAGGAAGAUAUCGUUAACUUUUGAGGAUGAUGACCGAAUACAGCAUUGUAGUGAUAUUGCUACAAGGUCUCUUUUGCAGAAAAAGGAUGAUCCGGGCGUUUUCACUAUUCCAUGUGCAAGCAUAAACCUCAUGCCUCUUUCCAUUUAUAAGAAAUUGGGUUUGGGUGACCCAAACCCUACUGCAAUGUGGUUACUAAUGGCUGAUCGAACAUUGAAGAAGCCCAUUAGGAUACUCCACCAUAUACUCGUGAAAGUGGAGUCGUUUAUAUUUCUUGUUGAUUUUGUGAUUCUUUACUCUGAUGUGGACUUUGUGGUUCCUAUUAUUCUUGGGAGGUCCUUCCAUGCCACUAUUCAUGCCUUGGUUGAUAUGGAGAAAGAGCAGAUGAAGUUUAUGUUGAAUAAUAAAUGA
Solanum pennellii is the source of this 447-nucleotide messenger RNA. RefSeq lists its product as uncharacterized. Lineage: Eukaryota; Viridiplantae; Streptophyta; Magnoliopsida; Solanales; Solanaceae. The coding region runs from base 1 to 447 and encodes 148 amino acids. The record is from RefSeq and is a predicted model, not a curated record. The transcript has 2 exons.